Molecule: messenger RNA, 4292 nt
Organism: Sinocyclocheilus grahami
Lineage: Eukaryota; Metazoa; Chordata; Actinopteri; Cypriniformes; Cyprinidae
Product: zinc finger CCCH domain-containing protein 13-like
Exons: 13
Coding region: 54-4292 (1412 amino acids)
Biological process (GO): negative regulation of endopeptidase activity
Cellular component (GO): blood microparticle; extracellular region; extracellular matrix
Molecular function (GO): cysteine-type endopeptidase inhibitor activity
Source: RefSeq, a predicted model, not a curated record
UCUGGACAAGAGAGGAGGACUUUUACUUAGUUGAAGAUUUAGGGUUCGUGUCCAUGUGCAGCAUGAGAGAGCUGGUGAUAUUAGCAGCUUUGGUCUCGGCUCUACACGCGGCCAGCCUCCCGACAGACACUGAUGUGGUAUACAAGUGCCAAGAAGAUCAGGACAACAUUGCUAUAUUAGCAGCCGAGCGGUUCAUUAAUGACCAUCACCACCAUGGAUACAAAUUCAAAUUUGUCUCACUGGACAGUCGCAGAGCAGAUGAGAAGACUGAUCUUUGUGAGGUCAUCUUGGGAAUAACUCUAGAGGAAACUGAAUGCCACAUUGUGAAUCCCAAACCUUUAGAUCAGUGUACCACUAGAAUGGAAGCAGAGACGAAAGUGACAGCAAAAUGUAAUGUGACCGUGUUAAGUUUUGAGGGAAAAGCAGUUGUGGCAUGCUACAUCUGUGACACCAAACCAGAUUCAUAUGAAAUACUUAUGACAAAAUGCCCUGACUGCCCCAGUCUACUGCCAUUGAAUGACCCGAAGGCUCUGGAGAGUGUGAAAACUGCCCUGCAGAAAUUCAACAAAGAAUCGAAUCACAAGUCUUACUUUAAACUGUUGGAAGUGGGAAGGAUCAGCACACAGUGGAUGUUUUCAGGUCAAGGCUUCUUUGUGCAGUUCGCCAUUACGGAGACAAACUGUCCGAAAAGGGUGGCAUACCGGAAACAAAAAGCAUGCAAGGCUUUGUGUGGAGUUAAAGCUCGGUAUGGGUUCUGUAAGUCCUUCAAGGUUGGAAAUGAAGAACCAGAAGUGGAAUGUGAGAUUUACAAAGCUCAGAACAUAGCUCAUCCAAUGAAACACCCUGCUCAGUCAAGAAAAGACUGUAAAUUCCAUGGCUUCCCACCCCCCCACUAUCCAGGACAUAACCUGCCUCACCCGGAACAUGCAAGCCAUGAGGACAAGGGCGGGGACAAAAGGCCUAACCGAGGGGGCCGUCCAGGACACGCAAGCCAUGAAGACAAGGGCAAGGACAAAAGGCCUGACCAAGAGGACCAUCCACAACAAGCAAGCCAUGAGGACAAGGGCAGGGACAAAAGGCCUGACCGAGGGGGCCGUCCAGAGCAUGUAAGCCACGAGGACAAGGGCAGGGACAAAAGGCCUGACCGAGGGGGCCAUCCAGAGCAUGGCAGGGACAAAAGCCCUGACCGAGGGGGCCGUCCAGAACAUGGAAGCCAUGAGGACAAGGGCAGAGACAAAAGGCCUGACCAAUUAGGCCGUCCAGAACACACAAGCCAUGAGGACAAGGGCAGGGACAAAAGGCCUCACCAAUUGGGCCGUCCAGAAAACGCAAGCCAUGAGGACAAGGGAAGGGACAAACGGCCUGACCGAGGGGGCCGCCCAGAACACGCAAGCCAUGAGGACAAGGGCAGGGACAAAAGGCCUCACCAAUUGGGCCGUCCAGAAAACGCAAGCCAUGAGGACAAGGGAAGGGACAAACGGCCUGACCGAGGGGGCCGCCCAGAACACGCAAGCCAUGAGGACAAGGGCAGGGACAAAAGGCCUCACCAAUUGGGCCGUCCAGAAAACGCAAGCCAUGAGGACAAGGGAAGGGACAAACGGCCUGACCGAGGGGGCCGCCCAGAACACGCAAGCCAUGAGGACAAGGGCAGGGACAAAAGGCCUCACCAAUUGGGCCGUCCAGAAAACGCAAGCCAUGAGGACAAGGGAAGGGACAAACGGCCUGACCGAGGGGGCCGCCCAGAACACGCAAGCCAUGAGGACAAGGGCAGGGACAAAAGGCCUCACCAAUUGGGCCGUCCAGAAAACGCAAGCCAUGAGGACAAGGGAAGGGACAAACGGCCUGACCGAGGGGGCCGCCCAGAACACGCAAGCCAUGAGGACAAGGGCAGGGACAAAAGGCCUCACCAAUUGGGCCGUCCAGAAAACGCAAGCCAUGAGGACAAGGGAAGGGACAAACGGCCUGACCGAGGGGGCCGCCCAGAACACGCAAGCCAUGAGGACAAGGGCAGGGACAAAAGGCCUCACCAAUUGGGCCGUCCAGAAAACGCAAGCCAUGAGGACAAGGGAAGGGACAAACGGCCUGACCGAGGGGGCCGCCCAGAACACGCAAGCCAUGAGGACAAGGGCAGGGACAAAAGGCCUCACCAAUUGGGCCGUCCAGAAAACGCAAGCCAUGAGGACAAGGGAAGGGACAAACGGCCUGACCGAGGGGGCCGCCCAGAACACGCAAGCCAUGAGGACAAGGGCAGGGACAAAAGGCCUCACCAAUUGGGCCGUCCAGAAAACGCAAGCCAUGAGGACAAGGGAAGGGACAAACGGCCUGACCGAGGGGGCCGCCCAGAACACGCAAGCCAUGAGGACAAGGGCAGGGACAAAAGGCCUCACCAAUUGGGCCGUCCAGAAAACGCAAGCCAUGAGGACAAGGGAAGGGACAAACGGCCUGACCGAGGGGGCCGCCCAGAACACGCAAGCCAUGAGGACAAGGGCAGGGACAAAAGGCCUCACCAAUUGGGCCGUCCAGAAAACGCAAGCCAUGAGGACAAGGGAAGGGACAAACGGCCUGACCGAGGGGGCCGCCCAGAACACGCAAGCCAUGAGGACAAGGGCAGGGACAAAAGGCCUCACCAAUUGGGCCGUCCAGAAAACGCAAGCCAUGAGGACAAGGGAAGGGACAAACGGCCUGACCGAGGGGGCCGCCCAGAACACGCAAGCCAUGAGGACAAGGGCAGGGACAAAAGGCCUCACCAAUUGGGCCGUCCAGAAAACGCAAGCCAUGAGGACAAGGGAAGGGACAAACGGCCUGACCGAGGGGGCCGCCCAGAACACGCAAGCCAUGAGGACAAGGGCAGGGACAAAAGGCCUCACCAAUUGGGCCGUCCAGAAAACGCAAGCCAUGAGGACAAGGGAAGGGACAAACGGCCUGACCGAGGGGGCCGCCCAGAACACGCAAGCCAUGAGGACAAGGGCAGGGACAAAAGGCCUCACCAAUUGGGCCGUCCAGAAAACGCAAGCCAUGAGGACAAGGGAAGGGACAAACGGCCUGACCGAGGGGGCCGCCCAGAACACGCAAGCCAUGAGGACAAGGGCAGGGACAAAAGGCCUCACCAAUUGGGCCGUCCAGAAAACGCAAGCCAUGAGGACAAGGGAAGGGACAAACGGCCUGACCGAGGGGGCCGCCCAGAACACGCAAGCCAUGAGGACAAGGGCAGGGACAAAAGGCCUCACCAAUUGGGCCGUCCAGAAAACGCAAGCCAUGAGGACAAGGGAAGGGACAAACGGCCUGACCGAGGGGGCCGUCCAGAACACACAAGCCAUGAGGACAAGGGCAGGGACAAAAGGCCUGACCAAUUGGGCCGUCCAGAACACGCAAGCCAUGAGGACAAGGGAAGGGACAAACGGCCUGACCGAGGGGGCCGUCCAGAACACGCAAGCCAUGAGGAGAAGGGCAGGGACAAAAGGCCUGACCGAGGGGGCCGCCCAGAACAAGCAAGCCAUGAGGACAAGGGCAGGGACAAGAGGCCUGACCGAGGGGGCCGUCCAGAACAUGGAAGCCAUGAGGAUAAGGGCAGAGACAAAAGGCCUGACCGAGGGGGCCGUCCAGAACACGGAAGCCAUGAGGACAAGGGCAGGGACAAAAGGCCUGACCGAGGGGGCCGGCCAGAGCAUGUAAGCCACGAGGACAAGGGCAGGGACAAAAGGCCUGACCGAGGGGGCCGUCCAGAAGAUGGAAGCCAUGAGGACAAGGGCAGAGACAAAAGGCCUGACCAAGGGGGCCGCCCAGAACAAUCAAGCCAUGAGGAGAAGGGCAGAGACAAAAGGCCUGACAAAGGGAGCCGUCCAGAACAUGCAAACAAUGAGGAGAAGGGCAGAUGGUUAGGUGGUAGGGGGUGGGGCGACAAAAUGCCUGACCGAGGGGGCCGUCCGGAACACGCAAGCCAUGAAGACAAGGGCAGGAACAAAAGACCUGACCGAGGGGGCCGUCCAGAACAUGCAAGCCAUGAUAACAAGGGCAGGGACAAAAGGCCUGAUCGAGGGGGCCGUCCGGAACACGCAAGCCAUGAAGACAAGGGCUGGAACAAAAGGCCUGACCGAGGGGGCCGCCCAGAGAAUGGAAGCCAUGAAGACAAGGGCAGGGACAAAAGGCCUGAGGGCCGCCCUGAGUUCCCCUACCGUGGCUUUGUAAAAAUACCCACCUCUAUUUAUCCUAUCUGUCCCUUCCUUCCACCAUGUCUCUGCCAGGGCCCUUCAGACCAUGUACCCCCUCCUCCUCCCCCUCCUCCUACUCAGUAA